CUGUCAAUUUCCAGCCAUGCGAGAAUAAAAUCCAAGAAAGCAUCGGCCUAAUGAUCAUUUAUGGUUUGUACGUUACAUUUAUGAAGUUUAACAAACCAAUAGAAACCUGGGUGAAGAAAAAGAUAGGAGCUUCAACACAUAAGAAUGAAGCAAGCAAAGUGGGACCUGAGAACUCCAAGAGUGUCCUGGCUGUUAUGAACUCUAUCUCCCAACCAGAGGAGCAAAAAGAUAAAGUUACUUUUAGCUACGGCAUCGUCCAACUUAUGAUGCAUACGUUAGACCCAGUUACAGAUGAACCAAGCAAAGAACGAUCAUCUCGACUUUACGCGAUGGCGAGAAUGAAACUUAUCAGUCCAAGGAUGGCUCGCACAUUGAAUAAAAGAGGAAGCACUGAUCGUGAUGUCAUAAACAGGUACAACCAGAAAGCAAACGCCAACAGCAGCGACAAAGUUGAAGUGAAAUCCACAGCGGUUAUUUACGAAAACCAGGUGGUUCGUGUGGUCCCGAAACCGAACGAAACAUCCCCGGAAGGCGUAGCAACGAACAAUGAAGUCCCGCUUACAACAAUAGGGGAGGAAGAUGAGACACAAAACAACCAUCCAAGCAAUGGAGCGGCAGACAAUAGUCGUUCUGAUGUCAUAGAUGAAAACGGCUUUAAAAUUAUUGCGGAGAGGAAGCACUCUGGGAUUCCCCCAAACGAGGAAGUGGAAAUGAGCGAUAUGCUUGAUUUGAGUUGGCCGGAGACGAACGCGAAGCGGUGUAUCUACCUCGCAAUAGCUCCCAUCAUGUACGCGCUGUGGAUAACUCUGCCUGAUGUUCGAAACCCAAAACGCGAGAAAUGGUUUAUGUUCAGUUUCUUCGGGAGCAUUUUAUGGAUCGCUGGUUUCUCGUAUCUUAUGGUGUGGUGGGCUCACCAGGUUGGGGAAACCAUUGGUUUCUCGGAAGCAGUGAUGGGAUUAACUUUCCUAGCAGCUGGUACCUCAGUACCUGAUCUUAUUACAAGUGUUAUCGUUGCAAGGAAAGGAUUGGGGGACAUGGCGGUGUCAAGCUCGGUGGGAAGCAACAUAUUUGAUGUCACUAUUGGCCUUCCCUUCCCAUGGUUCGUAUCCUCACUUGCUCUUCAUGGUGGGAGUCCCAUCGCUGUCGAAUCCAAAGGUUUAUUUUGUUCGAUUCUCCUCCUAUUUGCGAUGUUGCUGUUCGUUGUGAUCAGCAUCGCGGUGUGCAAAUGGAAGAUGAGCAAACGACUUGGGAUCACGAUGCUCCUUCUUUACGUUGUCUUCCUUGUACUCAGUCUGCUACUUGAAUUUACUGUUAUCCAGUGCCCGGUGACCACUGGAUGAUGUCAUCGGUGAUGUCAUUUGGUGAUUUCAUUGAUAAUGUUAUUGAUGAUGUCCUUUGGUAAUACCAUUGGUGAUGUCAUUGAUGAUGUUAUUGAUGAUGUCAUUAGGUGAUGUCAUUGAUGAUGUCAUUUGGUGAUGUCAUUGACAAGAGUCUUUGAUGAUGUCAUUGAACUGCGAGAAGUGUUGAAACAUUAGUGCUCGUUAUUUAAACUCACGCCACAAGAUCUUUAAGGUCGUGGAAAUAUGUUUCACUUUAAAAUCGAAAUAUUAUUUACGACUAAAUUGCGCAACAAAGUAACUUUAAAUAAUUCGUUAAAGCUUUUCAAAAUGUCAUAAAAUAUUUUGCGCUAAUUUUUACACUUUGAAAGAACAACAACUUUUAGGAAAAGUUUAUGCCUGACAGCAACAACAGUGUGUUUUAGAACAUUAAUCACAGACAUUUGCAAUAAAGAGGUUGUUACACCUCAUGUGGUAUUAUCAUGGAAGUUACCCUUGUAUGGUACAGUAAUUUCCCAGCUUUGUUAACCUGUCUUCACCUACACACUACUUUGACUGUGAACUCCCAACACAAACUAUUUCAUUCUAUUAUACUGUGCUUAACAUUUAUUGUGGUUCACGUUAACUAAAAGAAACAAAUGGUAAGUUUCAA
This is a messenger RNA of Ciona intestinalis (vase tunicate), 1989 nucleotides long. Lineage: Eukaryota; Metazoa; Chordata; Ascidiacea; Phlebobranchia; Cionidae. The record is from RefSeq and is a predicted model, not a curated record.